Messenger RNA from Anopheles aquasalis, 492 nucleotides. RefSeq names its product protein LTO1 homolog. The record is from RefSeq and is a predicted model, not a curated record. NCBI's taxonomy places the organism in Eukaryota, Metazoa, Arthropoda, Insecta, Diptera, Culicidae.
UCUCGCCGCACGUGCUCUCGGAUUCAGGUGAUCCGCCGUCCCUAGUUCAUCAUGCCCGGUUCCUGCCCCGUUUCAGAGCAAUCAGAGGACACCGGCCACGAUAUCAACGAUGUGUUUGAGGAUAUCUUUCUGACCGAAGAGCGUAUCGUCGAGGAAAGUUUUCACCAAGGGCUCGAGGACGGCCAACAGCAGGAGUCCGUCGUGGAGGCGCACGAUUACGGCUACAAGAAGGGAGCGGAAAUUGGCCGUGAAAUCGGAUUCUACCAAACGGUAGUGAGUGAAAUCAGUACGCAGGAAGAAGUGACGAGCAACGAAAAGGUCGCUGCACUGCUCGGGGAAGUACAAGCCACACUCAACAAGUUCCCUUGUGAAAACGAUCCGGACGUCGAUCUGCUGCACGGAUUGCAACAGAUCCGCAACAAGUAUCGCCGGUUGUGCGCCCUGCUGAAACUCCCGUUCAAAUACGUCCAGACGAAUGAUCUUUCGUUUUAG